This is a messenger RNA of Penicillium coprophilum, 1089 nucleotides long. RefSeq names its product zinc-dependent alcohol dehydrogenase. The record is from RefSeq and is a predicted model, not a curated record. Gene Ontology annotation, molecular function: oxidoreductase activity. Bases 1 to 1089 code for a protein of 362 amino acids. Lineage: Eukaryota; Fungi; Ascomycota; Eurotiomycetes; Eurotiales; Aspergillaceae. The transcript is spliced from 4 exons.
AUGACCGUUCGUGAAAUCCCCACCAAGCAAAAGGCCGUCAUCUAUGACCAGCCUGGGACGGUUUCGACAAAGGUUGUGGAACUCGAUGUUCCGGAGCCUGGUGCCGGUGAAGUUUUGAUCAAUCUAACACACUCGGGCGUUUGUCACUCGGACUUUAGUAUCAUGACCAAUAAAUGGACCGGAUUUCCAUACCCAACCCAGCCAGGCCAAGUGGGCGGCCACGAAGGCGUCGGUACGGUGGUCAAGCUCGGUGCAGGCACCGAAUCCUCAAACCUGAAGAUCGGCGACCGAGUCGGCGUCAAAUGGGUUUCCAGCGCAUGCGGAAACUGCCCGCCGACGGACUGUGCUUCAACCAAAAAAAUCUCCGGCUAUUAUACUCCAGGCACAUUCCAGCAAUAUACACUAGGACCUGCAAACUACGUCACCCCCAUCCCAGAUGGACUAGACUCGGCUGCCGCAGCACCACUCCUCUGCGCCGGCGUAACUGUAUACUCCGCACUGAAGCGCAGCCAUGCACGGCCCGGCCAAUGGGUGGUGAUUUCCGGGGCCGGCGGCGGUCUGGGCCACAUUGCAGUGCAGAUCGCGAGCCGCGGCAUGGGCCUGCGCGUCAUCGGAAUUGACCACGGCAGCAAAGAGGAACUGGUCAAGAAAUCUGGAGCAGAUCAUUUCGUGGAUAUCACGCAGUUCCCAAAGGACGAUCAAGGCGUCGCACUGACGAAACAUGUUCAUUCACUAGCGGGUGGGCUGGGCGCUCACGCGGCAAUUGUCUGCACGGCUGUAAAUGCGGCAUAUGCGCAGGCGCUGCCGUUGCUGCGUUUCAAUGGUACGUUGGUCUGUGUGGGCCUUCCAGAGAAUGAGCCGCAGGCUAUUGCGACGGCGUUCCCGUCUACUAUGGUCACCAAGCAAUGGACCAUUACGGGGUCUGCCGUUGGGAGUCGGGCGGAGGCUAUUGAGACUAUGGAGUUUGCUGCGAGAGGUAUCAUUAAGGUGCAUUAUCGGACGGAGAAGAUGGAUGCUUUGACUGAGGUGUUUAAGGAGAUUGAGGAGGGGAAAUUACAGGGUCGGGUUGUGUUGGAUCUUUCUGAGUGA